Messenger RNA from Drosophila nasuta, 649 nucleotides. Its product is annotated as protein suppressor of variegation 3-7. The record is from RefSeq and is a predicted model, not a curated record. NCBI's taxonomy places the organism in Eukaryota, Metazoa, Arthropoda, Insecta, Diptera, Drosophilidae. The transcript is spliced from 2 exons. Bases 186 to 632 code for a protein of 148 amino acids. Gene Ontology annotation, molecular function: DNA binding.
UGUUAAUAACAUGCUGCUGCAUUUUGGACGCCAAAAUCAUAUGUUUUCUUGAAAUGCAAAUAACCAAAACAAAUUAAAAGAAAAGAAACAGUUUUGUCGUUUUUAAGAUAUUUAGGUGUCUUACAAGUUCUUUGGGAAAGCGACGUCCGAACAAUUCUUGAAAAAGAAGAAUAAGUACAUUAAACAUGUCCCUAAUACGUCACGGUAUGAAGACCAAAUCAGCAUCCAAUCGUGAAGAGCUACUGGCGAGCAUCAAACGAGAUCGCACUAUAUUAAACGCAUAUUUUCAAGAGCUUGCAACCAGGAACUCUCAGGCGGCCCUGCAGAAGGAGAAAUUAACGAAUAUUGGGACUACAAAAGUGGCUGCAGUUCGACAUCGCGACAGCUACGAUUUGUUUUUUGAAAGUGCUUGCAUCAGCAUCAAGAGCUUGCCACCUAAGCUAGGUGCAGAAGCCAAGAGCCGAAUAUCACAGAUUAUUACUGAAUUUGAGAUUCGAGCUAUUUCUGAACAGGAAGCGCAGCAAGAAAAAGAAAAGGAAAAACAACAGAUCGCGAAAACCGUAAGAGUGUCGAACGAACCAUUGGUAGACCCUUCAUCUGGCAUUGUCUACGAAUUUCAAGCAUAUAGUUAGUCGAAAGAGCUGUCUAU